AUGUCAUCCCUAAAAGAUUUCCUAGGAAAGAAAGUUCGCAUUAUCACUACAGAUGCCCGUCUUUUCGAGGGCAAGCUAGAAAGCUUCGACCAUUCCACCAAUCUUGUGAUAUCGCAGACAAUUGAACGCGUCAUUUAUCCAGACGAUGAAAAUGACGAACUUCAAUUGGGCGUCUACCUUCUACGAGGCGGUAGCGUUGUUUGUGUGGGUGAAAUCGACGAGUCGGUAGACAUCAACUGGAAUAGUGUCAAAGGCGACGACCUAAAAAAUACAAGAAAUCCACUUUGA
Candidozyma auris is the source of this 288-nucleotide messenger RNA. RefSeq names its product U4/U6-U5 snRNP complex subunit LSM8. The record is from RefSeq and is a predicted model, not a curated record. Lineage: Eukaryota; Fungi; Ascomycota; Pichiomycetes; Serinales; Metschnikowiaceae. The transcript is spliced from 2 exons. Gene Ontology annotation, molecular function: RNA binding. Gene Ontology annotation, cellular component: U4/U6 x U5 tri-snRNP complex; precatalytic spliceosome; U6 snRNP. Gene Ontology annotation, biological process: mRNA splicing, via spliceosome. Bases 1 to 288 code for a protein of 95 amino acids.